GUUUGCGAAUCAGCGCGUGCAGCGCCCUUUAUAUACUUAUACAUGUUGUACGCGUUUUGAUCAUAUAAUUCUAAAAUAGAACAGGCAUAGAGAAUAGAAUAGAAUCUUUAGAGAUAUAUAUUCUAUAUCUUUGUCUUAAUUGAAUCCUGACUCUUGUCUUGAUCGUAACUGUAUGGCUUUCCCCAAAGGCAAAGUAAGGAACCACAUCUACAACGCCAACGGUAUGGCCAUGUCCAUACCAUUACCAGAUUCCGACAGGAUAGUUUGGAUGGACUUGGAGAUGACAGGAUUGAAUGUUGACAUAGACCACAUAUUAGAAAUAGCUUGUCUCAUUACGGAUGACCAACUCAAUAUUGUAGUAGAGGGUCCUAACCUAAUUUUACAUCAGCCAGAAUCCGUGAUGAAUGAAAUGAAUGACUGGUGUAAGGAACAUCAUGGUCAGUCUGGAUUGACUGAGGCUGUGAUAAAGAGUGACAUCAGUCUGCAAAUGGCAGAGGUUUCCAUGCUGUCAUUUCUCCGUCAACAUGUACCACAAGGUAAAUGCCCACUAGGUGGAAACUCCAUCCAUGUAGACAAGAAAUUCCUUGAUAAAUAUAUGCCACAGUUGAUGCACCACUUACAUUAUCGGAUUAUUGAUGUUAGUUCGAUCAAAGAACUGUGUAGGAGAUGGUAUCCAUCUGUGUACAGUCGAGUGUCGGCAAAGAAAGGUGCUCACCGUGCAAUGGACGACAUCAGGGAAUCAAUUCAUGAAUUGAAACUUUAUCGUAGCUCCAUAUUUUGUGAGCCAGAAAAUGGUCUAGGUUAUGUACUCUAAUAUGGCUACCUAAAAUGUGAACGUUAGCAAAUAAUUUUCAUCAUGAUCUGAUUCUGGAUCUGGAUAGUUUUCUGCGUAGCCCACGGCUACGUGCAUAAUAACGCAGGGAUAGCUAAUAUAGGGAACGCUAUGCUAUAGGGAACGCUAUCUACAGCGUCCUUGAUUCCAUUUGCUCAUUGUGGAACACAAUAGAUGCAGCUCAUGCAUGUUAAAGCUCCUGCAAAGAGCCAAAAGCAUUUAUUAUUUAUUAUGGUAUUUGAAUUAUGAGAAAUAAGAAUCGUCUUCAUAUUAGCUCAUAUAAUUCGACCCUGCAGUUGUUUUUUACAUCGCUCUUAAAUGUUGUUGAAUAAAAAUUUGGAAUUUAAAUCCGAUUUCCAGAACUCAUUUCAUCUCUCAAUGUUGGACCAAAAUUUGUGGAUGCAUCAGUGUAAUAGCUAUUCACUUGCCUAUUGUUAAAAUAAUAUUUGUAUAUCCUUGUAAUAUGCUGGUAAAUAUAAUAAUCGGUAUCAUAUUACUAGAA
This is a messenger RNA of Priapulus caudatus, 1334 nucleotides long. RefSeq names its product oligoribonuclease, mitochondrial-like. Bases 173 to 814 code for a protein of 213 amino acids. Gene Ontology annotation, molecular function: 3'-5'-RNA exonuclease activity; nucleic acid binding. The record is from RefSeq and is a predicted model, not a curated record. Gene Ontology annotation, cellular component: mitochondrion. The transcript is spliced from 6 exons. NCBI's taxonomy places the organism in Eukaryota, Metazoa, Priapulida, Priapulimorpha, Priapulimorphida, Priapulidae.